GACCAGGGAAAAGGUCAAAUUACGAGGUGUCGAUUGCAUCUUGACCCGUUGAUAAGGUCAGUCGAGGUCGGGGCAGCCAUUCGGACGCACCUCCACCAAUCUCUUCUCUUUAAUCACGGGAAAUCGUCCUUUCUCGUACAUAUUGUCGACAUGUUGAUCCGAGGGCUUGCCACUCUCUCCCUCCUAGCCUCCAUGGACAAAAUAGCCCCCGCUUGAACACCCUCUCCUGCUGUUUUCUUUUAUUUGCCAUUUCAUUCAGUUCAAAUUAGGUUUUAGGGAGCCUAGGGAGGGUUUGUGUUUGCUUUUAUCACAUUCUCUAUUGCCGCCUCGCGCGUAUAGAACCAAUAAUGGAAGAGGCUAAGUCCGUCGUGCCAAGUGGAGUUUAUGGCAUCCCGAAGUGGAUCAUGAAGAAGGGCAUGAGGUAUGAGGUGGACGACUUCAUUGUGUCUCCUCCGUCACACGAGGACGGGGAGUUCCUGAGGCUGCGAUAUGGCCGCAACCGUGACCAAGACACGGCUCAACAGGAGGCUGGCCAGGAUGGGGGCAUGACUGUGGAGGUGAGAGACGACACCCUGCAGUUCUCCAACACCCCUCCCACGACCACCACUAUCUCCAUCGGUCCGGGAGGCCUGUCAGUGGAGUCGUCACCCCUCACCACCCCGGAGACUGCCACAGAGACCUCCGAUGUCCACCCGUUGCUGGUGCUGCCUAUGAACUUCGGGGGAGAACCCAAAUUUGUAGUGAAGACAGAGUUCGUAGAUUUCUCCAAGACCACCGACACAGAAACAUUUGGUCCCACAGCAUCCAAGGAGCCAGCCAAGGAAGCCCCCACCAUCACCACCACCACAGUCUCCCAACAUACCAGCCUGCCCGCCGUGGCCCACGAUACCAGCACACUAUUCGAGAAGGUCCAAGCGCUCUCCCUCAUCACCAGCCCCAGCCAGAGCAUCGAGCCCUCCCCUGUGACCAGCCCACACCUCUCCCCAAGAACUUCGCCACUAGCUCAGCGUAGGUUUGGAGGAUUGGCCAUGGAAUCGAGGAGGAAGAUUUCAGCCCAUAGCUACUUCUGCACCAAGCAAUUUCAAGACCCACAGAGAGAUGCUGCGGGGAACGUCAACCUGCGGGAGGAGAGAGGGCUCAGCCUGGAGACCAACAUGCGGGCCGCCCAGCUGGAGGAGGGAGCCAUCGCCCAGCACGCCCUCGACGCUAAGAUGAUGGGGCGCAAACGUAGGCAGCCCAAGCCCUCCACACUCCGGGAAAUGAACUUCUGGGCUCCGACAUCGAUGUAAUGACGCCUGCAGGGUGCGUCUCUCCCCAAUGGCCUUUCGCACGCUCUCCCUCAGUGCUCGUGAACUCCUCAAGCAUUCAUGACGUGAUUAAAUUUUGACAUCAUUUUAACGUUUGGACUCCACAGUUUGAGUUCGCUCCACUCAGGACUCGGGCAUUUUUACCAGAGAGUCCUCCACGCCAUUGUGUUUUACCAGCCAAGUCUUUCCAUAUGGCCUAAAUUUAAGUUCGUUUAGCUGUUGUUGUUGUAGCCGAAACCUUACUUACUUAGCCCACGAUGUAUGAUUUUAUUACGGAAGGAGAUAACCCCUUUAUUCCUGUUGAGAUAACUUGUAUGUUUAUUUGAUGCAUGCAGCUCUUGUACCCCUAUCUUCUGCAGCAGUGUUUUCAUAGCAGUCUGUUUAUGUUUCGUGCAGGUUCAAGCUUCAUUGUUUUACCAGAGUUCCCGCUGAAUGUGUAAUCCCACCUGCAGUCCUCCCUUCUCUUACACUGUUGCCUUAAGGAGGAUCAAAUACUACUUUAAACUCACCCCAACUCCAUACAAGGGCAGUGUCAUUCAGUGUGGAUGCUAUGAAUACACAAAGGCCAUACUUAUAUAUAUAUAUCAAAGUCGUCUUCAUAACUGCAGUAAACUUCACCUUAGAUGCCAAAAUAUUCUCUUUUGUUAUAGUUUCUUUAUACCUCAGUGACUGGUCAUGGCAUUUAUACACUUUCUAUGCAGGGUUGCCUCUGUGUGUGCCAAGAAUGAUGGGGGGUUUUUUCUUGUAUUUUUUUUUGUCUGAGUAUGCCAUGAUCAGUUUGUUGUGAGUGACCAUAAGCUCCCUUGACAAGUAGUGCAGCCCUUUCAAUACCUUGUUACUGUGUUAAGUCAGGAUUGCUUAAUGCUUCUAGAGUAACACUUCAAUGCAAUGAUAUAUAGGCGUCCGCAGAAGAAGGGGCCUAAGGGACUAAGCCAUUUUUUUCUAAUUUGAAGUAUGAAAGUCAGGCUAGGCAACAUCCAAGAACAAAAUACAAGUUGCAAGGGAAAAGUGACCCUUGAAUCACCAAAUACAAGGUUGCUUUUCACUACUAUCUUGUUCUUAUGAUGUGUAGCCUGACUUUCUUACUGCAAACUAGAGAAAAAUGGCUUUGUCUCCUGGAAAAACAAGAUAUCGGUUGCAAGGGAAAAGUGACCCUUGAUACACCAAAUAUAAGGUUGCUUUUCACUACUAUCUUGUUCUUACGAUGUGUAGCCUGAAUUUCUUACUGCAAACUAGAAAAUAAUGGCUUUGUCUCCUGGAAAAACAAGAUAUCGGUUGCAAGGGAAGCAGUUGCAAGGGAAUAGCGAUCCUUGGUACAUCAAAUAAAGAUUGCAUUUCA
Molecule: messenger RNA, 2646 nt
Organism: Eriocheir sinensis (Chinese mitten crab)
Lineage: Eukaryota; Metazoa; Arthropoda; Malacostraca; Decapoda; Varunidae
Exons: 5
Coding region: 348-1289 (313 amino acids)
Source: RefSeq, a predicted model, not a curated record